AUGGCGACUGCCACGUCGACCGUCUCCGCGGCCUCUCCCACGUCUUUGUUGAUCAAUCCGCCAGCUGCAGACUGGGAGAUGCCAACCGCAACCCGCGACAGACGAAACGGAGCAGAGGAGCCGACGUUCCGAGGGGCGACUAUGGAAGAGGGGACUAGCACGGCAGCCCCAAUCGAGGUGAUGCCGGAAGAUCUGCCGCCGGGAAAGAAGAUGAGCGCUAGAUUGAGUCUUUCUUCCUGCCGCUUGAAGAUUCUAUCACUGAAGAAAGAGGAAGUGAUGGAUCUGCCGAAAGCAGUCUAUUCGCCGAAGAGGAAUUCGCCGGAGCUUUCGAUUGAAGAAAUACCGGAGCAGAGAGACGGCGUGGCAUCCUUGGUCGCGCGAGGGAGGGUGGCUCCGGACGAGGUGACAACGACCAAGGACGCAAUGAGGCGAGAUAAGGCGAGAUUCGGAGCGAGCUCGCCUCCUCGCCGCGGGAUGGAAUACAUGCCGGAUAAAGAGCCGGAUAAGCAAACGAAGAUGGAGGAAGGAGACGGCGACUCCUCUCUCUCCUGGGAAUCAAUGACCGACGAUGGGAAAAUGAAGGUUGAGACAAGGCCGGAGUCGGGUUUUGCUCCCCGCUGCCUGGUGCCCUGUUCGCCGCCGAGGAAGAAGAUGGCGACGAAAUUCUUUGAGUUGGCGACCAGGAGGGAGGAGGAAUCGCCGGUGAAGGCGUUGGCUGCCGGGAAAAGGAAUUUGCAGACGCCGUGUGUGGUUGCUCCAGGCGUGACGGCCGACCAACCAGUGUUUCGUUCGCGGCCGGAGGAGGAAGUGCGGAAGAGGGGCGGCGGCAGGUUCCCUCUCACGAACCCUAGCUUGACCAGCCAAGGAGAACCAGACCAAGCUUGGUUGGGAAAAAUGGGUCGGGCUAAGAUGUCUGCUGGGCCAAGAGAAAUGGGCGGAUGGGUGGGGGAAUGCUACUGCAGUUUGGGCCACAAGUUGGGAAGUUAG
Molecule: messenger RNA, 987 nt
Organism: Linum trigynum
Lineage: Eukaryota; Viridiplantae; Streptophyta; Magnoliopsida; Malpighiales; Linaceae
Source: the annotation of a GenBank genome assembly